Molecule: messenger RNA, 544 nt
Organism: Thamnophis elegans (Western terrestrial garter snake)
Lineage: Eukaryota; Metazoa; Chordata; Lepidosauria; Squamata; Natricidae
Product: natriuretic peptides A-like
Exons: 3
Coding region: 182-544 (120 amino acids)
Cellular component (GO): extracellular region
Molecular function (GO): hormone activity
Source: RefSeq, a predicted model, not a curated record
ACUUUAAAAGGGAAUCUUCUCCUGGCUCCGGUGUCCGAGAUCCUUUAUCGAGUCAGGGCGAUGGAAUGUGGGGUUCAUUCUUCAGGCAUGAGCUUUGCCGCCCAAAAGAUAUAAAGAUAGAGGGCGCGGAGUCGACACCACUGCAGGCAGAGGAAGGAGGAAGGCUAGGGUCCUGGAGAAGAUGAUGGAUUCAAGGAUUCCUUUCCUGCUCUCCCUGUUCCUUACGGCUCAGCUCCAAGGUCCAUCUGGGGCCCAGCCCAUCUCUUGGUCAGAACUAGCAGAUUUCAAGGAUCUUCUGCAACGGAUUGAAAGUAAAGUGGCGUUGGCAGAAAAGGAAGAAACUGAACGAGAUCCGGGUGACGCCAACGAGGAACCGGUGGGUGAUGCCACCCAGCUCCUCUCGUCCUGGGAAGGCGAAUACUCAAGACCCCCAAGCGACGGCACCAACUGGCAACCUCCCGAAAGAGCCCCAGCAGCAGCCGUGCGGAACAAACUGAGGGGCUUCUUCAACGCCCCCCGCAGGAUAAAUGGAGAAUUAUCAUAA